Molecule: messenger RNA, 2389 nt
Organism: Scleropages formosus (Asian bonytongue)
Lineage: Eukaryota; Metazoa; Chordata; Actinopteri; Osteoglossiformes; Osteoglossidae
Gene: ssbp2b
Product: single stranded DNA binding protein 2b
Exons: 17
Coding region: 262-1743 (493 amino acids)
Biological process (GO): positive regulation of transcription by RNA polymerase II
Cellular component (GO): nucleus
Molecular function (GO): single-stranded DNA binding; protein binding
Source: RefSeq, a predicted model, not a curated record
GUGCGUGUGCGUGUGCGUGUGCGUGUGUGUCAGAGGGAGUGAUCGCAGGCGGCGCGUGGUCCCAAGCACCUCACCAAAGGCAGCCAGAAAGAGAAAGGCAGAAAGGAGGAGGGCCCCCGGGUGCUGCGGGUAGCGGUGGGGGCGGGGGCACUUGCUCUAUAAGGCGGGGCGAAGCGACCGUCAGUCACCGCGGUCACCGAAAAGAAGGGGCGGCUUGUAACGGCCGGGCAGCCAAUAGGAGUAGACGCUCCUUCUGUCACCAUGGUAACGGGGUUGUGCCUGGGGAGCCUGCGAUGGGUUGACAGGUGCGUGACAGUCGGAGCUCCGCAAGCAUGUACGCCAAAGGCAAGAGUAACAACGUGCCGUCCGACAGCCAAGCGAGGGAAAAAUCUCUCCUGGGUGGCCAUGGUCUGUGUUCAGCACUACACGGUGCCCCCCCCCCCCAAACGACUGCUGUACGUGGUACCGCAUCACACCAAGGCUUGGGCUCAGAAUUCCUCGUCCGAACUCACGGGAUGGACCUGCUGCUCUGUGCAGUUCGUCUGCAACAUCUCAGAAAAGCCAACGGUGCAAAAGAUGUUGGCACUCUACGUCUACGAGUACUUGCUGCACGUCGGCGCCCAGAAGUCUGCGCAGACCUUCUUGUCAGAGAUACGAUGGGAGAAGAACAUCACAUUAGGAGAACCUCCGGGAUUCCUGCAUUCGUGGUGGUGUGUGUUCUGGGAUCUGUACUGCGCGGCGUCCGAGAGGAGGGAGACGUGCGAGCACUCCAGCGAAGCCAAGGCCUUCCACGACUACAGUGCCGCUGCAGCACCAAGCCCAGUCCUCGGGAACAUGCCUCCAGGAGAUGGGAUGCCAGUAGGUCCGGUUCCUCCAGGAUUCUUCCAGCCGUUCGUGUCGCCUCGUUACCCUGGUGGCCCAAGACCUCCGCUAAGAAUCCCUGGUCAGGUCGUGGGGGGUGUUCCAGGGAACCAGCCUUUACUGCCCGGUGCGAUGGACCCCUCGAGACAGCAAGCUCAUCCAAACCUGGGCAGUGCCGUGCAGCGGAUGACUCCUCCCAGGGGGAUGGUGCCGCUCGGCCCGCAGAGUUACGGAGGAGGAAUGCGACCCCCCCUAAAUGUUUUAGGCGGUCCGGGAAUGCCGGGGAUGAACAUGGGUCCUGGAGGAAGGCCAUGGACCAACCCCCCCAGUGCCAACUCUAUCCCGUACUCCUCAGCAUCUCCUGGAAGUUAUGCGGGUCCACCUGGAGGGGGGGGCCCUCCUGGAACUCCCAUAAUGCCCAGCCCCGCAGACUCUACAAACUCUGGUGAAAACAUGUACACUAUGAUCAGUACUGUGCCGCCAGGAGCAAGCCGGUCAAACUUCCCAAUGGGCCCUGGAGGAGACGGUCCCGUGGGGGCUCUGCCCGGAAUGGAGCCUCACCACAUGAAUGGCUCACUAGGAUCAGGGGACAUGGACAGCAUCCCCAAGAAUUCUCCCGGCAACCUGAGCUUGAGCAACCAGCCGGGGACCCCCCGCGAUGACGGAGGCGACGUGGCCGGCGGCUUCCUGAACCCCUUUCAGAGCGAAAGCGUACGUACGCGGCGCACCUGGGGCGCUCUUGGUGCCUCACACACGCCUCUACAGCCGCGAUAUGAUUGUGCUCGCAGGUCUCGUGUGUGUCUCGCAUGUUCUGCUGCUUCUCCUUUUUGUGUCGUUGAACGCAGUCCUCGUGCGGGGGGUGGUCUCCUUGGCACUUUCUGAACAUACACACAUUUUCCAGUGUAUUUCUUUAUUUUAUUUGCAUUUUCUUCACCCAGAAGGACGAGGGUGGAGGGUAGGCUAUGGAGCUGCCCAGAUCAACUGGCCUGCAGUGCUGCUGAUCGAUAAAUAACAACACGGAUGUUUAUGGCAGUUAUUUGUGCAAAGGCAGCGCUAAAUAGCUGAGUCAGCAUAUUUUUAUUUUCCUUCCUUUUAAUUUAAUUUUGAUGUCGCUCAAAGUUUAUAAAAUUAUUAAAACAGUAAGUCUUAAAGGUUUUUUUAAAUUUAUUUUACCACAUGUGCGUUUUUAACCCAGUGUCGUGUUGAAAUUGAGGGACUUUUUUUAUUACUUGACCUUUACUGACAAAGGAGGAAAGUGAGAAACACUUGUGGUUCCAGCUGCAGAGUCGCUGUUUUAUGAAUGACGUGAAGAAAAGGUCCUCGGUGCCCUGCGACAUUCCCUCCCUUUGUGUCGGCAGUACUCUCCGAACAUGACCAUGAGUGUGUGAGCGGCUCUGCGAGGAAAGUGGGCCCAGGUCUCCCGUCUCGGUUCUCUUGCUGCGUCGCCUUUGGCCGUCUGCAGACCUUCGAGGCCGAAAGACUCAACUGCCCCCACCACCGCCCCCCACCCUGGAAAAAGACUGAAAAG